AUGCAAGUGCCAAAUGCUUUCGGUGGCUUGAAGCUUUUCUGGGAUCGUGUCACCUUCUCCCGCCUCACGAAGUUCUACUUCAUUUUCUCUGUCCUCCACUGCGUUAUCCAGGUCAUUUUCCAGGCCCAGGCCUACGUCGCCAACGCCGACGCUGCUUCUUUCAUCAACGGCCUCAUUGUACAAGGCAACGCCACCGACUCCGGUUUCGCCGUCUACGAUGGUGACCUCCGCAUUUGUGAGACUGUUCCCACCACUCUUGACCCCAGCUCUUGCGAUAUCGUCUGGGAUGGGCACACCAAAGGAAACGUCACCAAUAUUGUCACCAAUCCCGACACUUACAAUGCCGCCUUGAUGUCCAGCCAAGCGUCUUCAUCCUCAUCUUCUGUCUCCUCCGCCGCCCGUACGCCAUCAACCUCUGCCAAUGUGGUGGGCUCCACCUCAUUGUUCUCCUCGUUGGUGUCGUCCUCCACCACAUCAUCAUCCCCCCCGGUGUCGUCCUCCACCCCAUUGUCUUCCUCGUCGGUCUUGUCCUCCACCGCUCGGGCUCCUGCAAGCUCCAACACAAUCGCGUCAAAACCUGUCACUAUCACAUUGACGACCUCGACAGUCGUCGCUACCGUGAGGGACAAGGCUACUGUUACAGUCACCUCCCCAGCCCCCUCUACCACUCUUUCUCACGCCGGACAGCUGGACGCGGACAGUGACAGCGAUGAUGGCGACAGCGACGACGACGACGAGAGUGACGACGAGGAUGAUGUCGUAAUCAUUCACCGCCGCACUCCGGUUCUUCCCUCAACCCUCCAGCGUCUGAGCCUCAAGCUCAACGGUUCUGCCACGGUGGAUCUCAAUGGGGUCGGCGGGUACGAGACAGUGAACAUUUCGCGCAAGUGUCUUUACUCGUUGAACUGGCCGCUCGACAUCGUCGAGAACACGAAGCGUGAGGAUAUCGCUUUUAUUGCUUUCCAGUUUUGGCUGCUUGGAAUGUCGCUCGUGGCUUUGCUCAAUGAGUCGAUCCCGCACAUUGUGGCCUCCUUGCUCACGCAUAUCCUUGCGACUGCAUGGGGAGGCUUCCAAAUAGCGAACACAGAGACUUUCCACCGCAAGUUCACCACUCUGACUACCCAGGGCGCGUGUGGCGUUAACCUCCUGCCUAACUACUGGAGGGAUCGGUCGAACGCUGAGAUUCCGAGCACGGCGCUCAACUGCUUUGCGCUUCUCGUCUCGGUCUUCCUCAGCUGGAAGCUCAUGAAGACGUUCGGAUGGCAAACUUUCAAGCGCGUUGGCGCAUCGCGCACCAUCAAUCGUGUUUACAACUCUGUUCUCGUGCUGUCGAUUGUGAUCCAGCUCUCGUUGUUCUUCAUCGGCGCCUCUGCUGCGCUGUGGCUCGACCAGGUCUCCAACGGGAACAUUGGCCGUUUGACCGGUGACCCUAUGCUCUUCAAGGGUGUCAUGAUCACGGUGUUGAUACUGCUGGUUCCGUGGCUCUCACUCGGUUGGAUAUCUGUCCGUCAGGAGUUCAGGCUUCGAAUGAUGGUCUUCCUCAGCGUCGCUGUGCUUAUCCUCGCGGGCUGGGCGUCGAUGUUCAUCGCUCCCACCUUCCGCUGGACGUAUGCGACUUGGCUCUUCUUCAGCCUGAUGACCACCGGGGCGUUGCUUCUUGCUGUCACGACGUUGGUCCUCGGUAUCUUCUGCCGCCUCAACUUUGGCAAGGGUCUCAAGCGCUACUUGAACGCAGAGGAAGAGCUGCUCGACUCGCCCGACGAGACGACGUACGACUCGGAGAAGUUCGCCUUCCCGUCGAACGACUCCCCCAUCCCGACGUACUCGGUCUCCUUCGGCUCCGGCUCCGAGGUGCCCCCGCCGUCGCAGAUGCGGUUCGCGACGCGCGGGCCGCGCUUCUACUCGUCCUCGUCGAACGGCUCGAAUCCGUUCGAGUCGCCGUUCGAGACCCCGCCAGGCUCCGAACACGGCGGCUCCCCCCGUGGUGCCGGCCUGGUCGGCCUCCCGAGUCCGCCGAGCCUGAGCCGCCAGACCAGCCGCUCCUCGACGCGCUCUGCGAGCUCGACGGCGUCCAAGGGUACCCAAAACGCCCGUCGGUGGGUGAUCGAGUAA
This is a messenger RNA of Epithele typhae, 2112 nucleotides long. RefSeq lists its product as uncharacterized. Bases 1 to 2112 code for a protein of 703 amino acids. NCBI's taxonomy places the organism in Eukaryota, Fungi, Basidiomycota, Agaricomycetes, Polyporales, Epitheliaceae. The record is from RefSeq and is a predicted model, not a curated record. Gene Ontology annotation, cellular component: Golgi apparatus. The transcript has 9 exons.